GGCGCUCUUCCGUUUAAGCACCGUUUUAAGCAUGGAAGACAUUGUUGUGCGCCAUGAUUUUUCUUUAAACAUCAUGUAAACUGAAAAGUUACAACUCAGAGGACUAUCUUUACUACCAGUAAAAAACCUAUGAUUUUUUCUGUGUGGCGAAUUCUGAUAGAAGCUUCAGGGGGAUAAGCUAGUUAAAGGCCAUAUCAGUGCUCUCAGAGUGGCAUACGUUCUGCCAAACAAACCUGAAAGUUCAUGCUCUGACAAGUUCUGAAAAAGAAGACUUCUAAAUACCAUUAUCACAAUAGAAUGGCUCCUAUAGAUUCUGCCACCAAGUCAAAAGAAUCGGAGGAGGGGCCUUCUGUAUUGUGUACAAUGAAGGGAACCGUCAAUCUCUUCAUCCAAGCCCUGCAUAACCUACAAUCGUCGCCUCAGAAAGCGCGAGAUUAUGUGAGUCAGAUAAGUGAUCGCAUCGGCAAGCCCGAAGUUACGCCAGAACACUUUACUCCGCUUGUCGGUAAAAUUCUUAGAUAUCUGCUCAUGAAAAAUAAGGGAAUUCCCCGCACGCUGGCGCUUCGCCAUGGAUGUGUGUUUCAAGACGUCAGCAUACUGGCAAAUGUCCAUCCAUUCAUCGAGUUUUUAACCUAUGUGAGUGCUGUGGCCUUUGAGCUAGGGAUGUAUACUUGCGCGAAAACCAUUUUGUUUCUCGCUCUUGACUCCAUUGACAAUGUACCUACGGACGGCAGUCCAUCUUUUAUUGUUUUAAAAGCUAUAUUGAAAAAUAACAUUGGUUGCGUGCUAAUGAUGAAUGGUGAUUGCCAAGUUGCGCGCAAUUGGUUUGUCGAAGCAAAGCAGGAUUUGCAAGAAGUUGAAGAUUCGCCUACAAGGGAGAUGCGCCAUAUCAUAUGUGCUAAAGACACUAUGGAAACUACAAUCACAAUCAACUACGCACAUUUGGAAAUGAUAAUGGGCGAGUUUCAAAAGGCUUUGUCGACGUUUGAGAGUUUGUUUAAGAAGUCUGUGUCUGUAUUAGAAAAAGAAAUUGAACCUCGCAUGCGAAAACAACACUUUUAUAGGAAAGAUUUAUUUUAUCAUGAUACUAAGGGCGACCCAUCCGAUUUCAAGACGUGUGCUAAAUCAACAUUUUCGGCCGAAGUUCUGAACAUGUUUCCUAAUUCUGAUGCUAUAAUGAUGCAAAAAGAACUGGAAAAUAAACUCUUUCUUGCCCUUGCGGUUUUUACUAAUUUAGCUAAUGCCAAUUAUGCUAUGUGCAAGUGGUGUCCUUGCGAGGAUGCUAUAAGACAAUGUCUUAAAGGUCUAGACCUCCUACCAGUAAAGUUACCAAAUGCUGAAGCUCUGUGGCGUCUUCGCCUUUGUUUGGUACUCCGCUCUCUUGGGAGAUACGCAGAGGCUCAAGCGAUUAAUGAAAACUUUGUCAUGACUCUCGAGAAAAUGGAAGUGUUGCAGGACGAAUUUCUCGCUGAAACAUUCAUUGUAGGGGCAACGGAAGAGACCAUUCGCGCCCUUUGCAAAGAAGGGGAGUGGGCGAAGGGAGAGAAAAUGCUAAGUCUGGUUUUCCAGGCUUGUGAAGCAGUCCUAGGUUCUGACCACACUACUUUACUUGGGUUAGCCUUUAUUGCAGCAUCGCUCUACCCUCUUAGCUAUAAAUUCCAAGAUGUUCAUCUGAAGUUUGAGACGAUAGAGGACUUGUUAAUACGUUCCCCUCUUGAACAUCCGAUGCUCCUGGAAUUCUACGAAAUGUCCAGCCGUAAACAUGGACGGGAGGGAUUUGUUGAUAAAAGUAUGCUACACCAAGAACAGGCAGAGUUCCUGCGAGAGAAAUUCGGUCGUCAGAAAAAUGCAGGUUGUCGUGGUUGCGGUAUGUUCGGAGUCUGGGUAGACAAUAAUCAUGUUCUCGAGAUGUCCCGUGAAGAUCUGAUUGCAUUCUACGGGACCCCAAAACACCCUGAUGUCAUUCUAAAGGACGUCAUAGAAUGCAAGUCUAGAUUGAUGAACAAGAAGUGCGCGGAAGCCGCCCGCACCAUGUUGAUACUAGACCAAGUAGAAUCUACUAAGACAGCAUUGUCAACUGUACAAUGCUGUUCCCUCGAGAAUGAUCCGAAUGUUCUAGCUAUUACAGUAAUUCUUUUGGCGAUGGCUUUGUAUUGUCAGUCUAAAGAUGCUAUAUUCGCUCUGUUCACGAUGUUUGAAGAUCUACUAUCAAGUGGUGGAGCACGCGUGAAAUAUAUCAAUACUAGUGGAUUGUCACCAGCUUAUGUUACCAAACGCGAGAGCUGCAUCAACGAUAAAAACGUCACUGUUUUUAUCAUCAUACAGUACGAUACCUCUAACAGCAAAACAGAUGAGACGUUCCGGGUUUUCUAUGAAUUCAUUGUCGAUGACUCUAACACCCACAAAUACCUCAUCACAUGUCGGACUUCGGACAUCCCAGACGUUAACAAAGCGAAUAAAGUAGUAGAGUAUGUUAUGAGUUUUAUUAAGCUACUGUACUCACUUCCAAAGAAUUCUCAGGACCCAGGAUUGUAUGUCCUUGACAUUGUGCAGACAUUACCAAUCGCUGCACUAUCUAUUGUUAUGUGUUACGCCUUGAUGGGUAAUCCAGGACAGCACUUGCUCUCUAAAAACGGCGUGGCGUUCGAUCCAAGAACAUCAGUCACCACUUGCGACUUUGCAGACGAAUGGGAAGCUUCUUCCAUUUACAGGAUCCUUGUGCUCCGACUCAAACGUCAGAGACAUGUGCAGGGAAACCUCCAAGAUGAUCAUUCUGUGUUCCUAUCUGCAUCCCAUACGAAGGGUAUCGUGCAAGUCUUCCAUAUGGGCAGUUCGAUCACUAUAGCAACAGGGUGUCUAAAGAAUCGCAAUGAUGAUGAACCAGAGUGUGAUGAAAUCGAUGCUCUGGAACACGUGGUCAGAGAGUGCAUGAGUGAUUUCGGUCACGUGCCAGUAGCGAGAGUAGAGAACGCGUUCCAAGUCCAUAUUGCGAUAGUUUCAGAGCUUGGUGUAUGUCGUACUGAAGGUUUCUACGAGGGAUUGGAAAAGGAGUGUGCAAAACUGAGAGACGAAAAGGAAAGCCUGAAGGCUCUACUGAGGGAUGAAAAGCGCGAAUCUGCCGCAAAGCAAUCAGAUAUCAAAAUAGAAGAAGCCGUUUUGUUACUUCACCGAGCCACUGUGGCUGAUAAUGAGAUACUUGGCAACCAAGAGCAGGAACUGCGCGUGUCUGCAUGCCGGGAUAGUGAUGAGCACACAAUCUUGGAGGAUGGUUACACCCAGACGAACUCGCUCAGCAUGGAGUAUGAUUCAGAAAGGCAUCCUUAUCAAGCUCCUGCAGACGAAAUGGUCAAUCCUAACACAGAUGGUGGUAGUCGGGAGAACCCGCUUGAAGAAGAUGAAGAAGUGUUGUGUAAAUACGGAAUGAAGUACUUUGAACUUGAGAAAACUAGACGCGAUUUGCAAAUGUUCCUAAUUCCUGCCGAAGUAGAGAGAAUGAGACAGCAAAGACGAGAGCACUCACAAGAGCAAACUGACCCAGCGUCCUCAACGCAAUUACUUCACCCCAGUGCUUCGCAAAAUGCUGAAUCUCGAACAAGAUCAACGUCAGAAGAUCCACCCUGGCCGUCCCUCCCUCAAACAGCUACCAAUCAAACGGACGCGACUGAUCUGGUAGAUGGAGUGCAGUCUGCAAGUACUCUAUCUUUGAAUGCUUCAGCUCCUGGGAAAGACAUCAAGAAGGCAACAUCUUUGAAUAGCGACUAUCAACACCAAGCCAUAAACCUACGGUCAGGUCAUGUUAUUGGCGAUGCCGUUAUAAGGCCGCCGUUUAGUCAUCUGUGCGAAGAUGUAGUUGCAGACAGCGAUAUUGUACUGGACUAUAAGAAGACUCAGAUUUCAGAUAAUGAUAAAGACGAAUCAAAUGACAAAGACAAAACGAAGACACCGCUAAAGCUCAGUAGAAAGAAGAUGGACGUAGAAAACAUUGAUUUGGCCAAAACUGGUGAGCAGCCGAAGAGAGUAGGUCGUCAAAUUGAAGUCAGCGAAAUUAGUACCGACGAAAAGAUCGAAAAUAUUAAGGCAGACAAGCAAGGAGACGAAAUUGAUAAAGAUAGUAGAAAAGUGUAUGAAAAAGACACCCAAGAAUGCAAUGGAAGCAAUAGUAGAACGGGCAAAAGCGAGGCACUGGCUCUACACUACUUCAUAGAUGACAGUAUAACAGACGAUAUGCUAGGUUACAGUGGGUCACUUGGGAAGACUAGAGAUCAUUCAAGCGAAUCAUCAAGUAUGACUAGAGAGCAGACCUACGACAAGAAUGCAAGAAAUGGUUUCUCUUCAGAUGUAAACAGUGCAUCUAGUAUUACUUCCAGGACAAUCGACCCAUAUCCUACUGUACCAAAACCUGCCAAAGAUUCUGCAGUGGUUUCAAGUGUAUACAAGAGAACAGGCGCACGUCCUAAAUCCCGUCCGUUGCCAUGGUACCCGGGUAUGAGUCAGAAACGUGAAAUUCUUGCGCCUCCAGUACCAAUGUACCAUCACACUCAAACUUACUCGGGAUUAAACAACCCUGCGGAAUAUUCAAAAUCCCAAGGUUUGAAAGCUGAUGAAGUAACAGGUUCAUUCGGGCCUGUUGUGAGAAGCAUGUCUGGGACAUUCAAUGCUGGGUAUAACUCUAGUCUCUUAAUGCCAGGAAGAGAAGGAUGGAGCCAUGGAAAUGAGAGGUCGCUAGAGGCACUUGAGGAGACAAUGUCGUCAGUUUGGAAUACGUUGGAGAGUUUCGCGAAGGAAAGGGAGAGUUUGAUGAUUCUUGAAGAAGAGCACAGGAAACGUGAACGCGAGAGGGAAGAGGAACGUCGAAAAGAUGUGCGUGAGCGUAUGAAGCGCAGGGUCGAGGAGAUCAGGGCUCAAAGACAACAUGAAGCCGAACAGAAGGAGAGGGAUCAACAAAUAGAAAAGGAAAGUAAAGUGCGAGAACAGCAGCAGCUGCAAGAAGAGGGUAGGCAAAGAAAGCAACAACAUGAGCAAGAGCAGCAACGUCAACAACACGAACUGCAGCAGCAACAAGCCGAGCAAAGACAGAGGGAAAGGUUUCAACAGCAGGGGCAACCACGGCAAAGCCAACAAAAUGAUCAGCAACAACAACAACAGCAAGGUGUUAUCCAGGGACAACAGAGAGGACGUCAAAGACAACAUCAAGGCCAUCAAGGUCAACGCCAGCAGAGUACACAACAACAGCACAAGCAGCAACCACGGCAAAGUCUACAGAAAAAGGUAAAAACAUUUGUACCAAGCUAUGAGAAGUGCCCAUCUCAAGUGACAUCUGAUGAAUGGCCCUGUGAACACUACAAAAGAAGAUGUCAUGUGAUGUUUCCAUGCUGCCUUAAGUUCUUCCCAUGUCAUCGCUGCCACAACGAAUCAAAGGAAUGCAGGGAGUCUUCACGCAAGGCAAAAGAUGCUAUCCGCCUUAUAUGCCUCACCUGUCUACAUGAGCAGGACAUCACAGAAAAGAGCAACUCAUGUCAGAGCUGCAAAGCUCCAUUAGCCGAGUUUUUCUGUGGCAUUUGCAAGCACUUCACCGGCAACGAGAAAAAGCCUUACCAUUGUGAUAAGUGUGGCAUUUGCAGGAUACACAAAGAUCAGUCAUUCCAUUGUGAAGUCUGCAAUGUUUGUUUGGACGUUAGACUGCAGGGGAAACACAAGUGUAGGGAAAAUUCAGGACAUGAUGAAUGCUGUAUUUGUCUUGAGGAUGCCUUCACUGGUUGUCAAGUUCUUGCAUGCUCACACAAGGUGCACCGGGACUGUGCCGUUGCCAUGGUCCGCAAUGGAGUUCGCAACUGUCCUAUCUGCAGACAUCCUUUGUAUACCACUACUUCGACAACCUCAACUGGCAAUAAUAGUGAGCGAAAUGAUAGCGGGCACAACGAAGACAUUAACAGUGAUGGAGCAGAACAGUGAGAUAGAGUUUUAGCUCAACACAGUGAGCAAAAGGCAACUAGUUUGUUUGUUUGAAAGCUAGGGUUUAAGUUAAAAAAAACUUUUUUAUACCUUUUGGGCAUUUAAGGCUUUUUUUUGUUUAUAAUUGAUGAAAUAAAGUAAAAUAUAGCAAAAGACUUGAGGAACAUGCUAAAGAGUACCUCCUCUGCUGCAACAACAAGAAAGUCCACAAAUAGGUUUGCUUAAAACAGUAAUAAUUAAUGAUGCUUGCAUAGUUUAAGACUUUAGGCAGUUAUCCUUUACUAAAAGUAGUUGAUAUGAUUAAACAGCCUGGUGUUGUGUCACGCUCUUAUUGAGUGCACAGUUUUUGAACAUCCGGUUUUUCCGAGUCCAUUCCCUGAGUUGUGACAGUAAGUUACUCGGCUUCGCCCAUCCAACGCGGCGCAUAAUGUGAACCAAAACACAAUUUACGAGAAACAAAAUACUUUAAUUCUUUAAUAAAUAAACCAAGUAUUAAUA
Messenger RNA from Nematostella vectensis (starlet sea anemone), 6450 nucleotides. RefSeq lists its product as uncharacterized. Lineage: Eukaryota; Metazoa; Cnidaria; Anthozoa; Actiniaria; Edwardsiidae. Gene Ontology annotation, cellular component: nucleus. The transcript has 7 exons. The record is from RefSeq and is a predicted model, not a curated record. Gene Ontology annotation, biological process: protein ubiquitination; ubiquitin-dependent protein catabolic process. Bases 298 to 5952 code for a protein of 1884 amino acids. Gene Ontology annotation, molecular function: zinc ion binding; ubiquitin protein ligase activity.